UUCUAGUUGAAUAUCAACUAAAAGACAGAGCAAAUAUAAAGAAACUCAUCAUCUUGUCUCUGAACUGUAUAGUUAAAUUUUCUGGACCUCCAAGCGUAAAAAACUUCGAGCAAUAUGUCUUAUAUGCUUCCUCAUUUAACAAAUGGUUGGCAAGUUGACCAGGCAAUCUUGAGUGAACAAGAGAGAGUUGUUGUCAUUAGAUUCGGGCAUGAUUGGGAUCCAGCCUGCAUGAAGAUGGAUGAAACGUUAUACAGCAUCGCUGACAAAGUCAAAAACUUCGCCGUUUGUUAUUUAGUGGAUAUCACAAAAGUACCGGACUUCAACAAAAUGUAUGAAUUGUACGACCCUUGUACGACUAUGUUUUUCUAUAGAAAUAAACACAUUAUGAUUGAUUUAGGAACCGGUAAUAAUAAUAAAAUUAAUUGGCCUAUGGAAGAUAAACGAGAAAUGAUCGACAUUUUGGAAACUGUUUACAGAGGAGCAAGGAAAGGCAGAGGUCUUGUCGUUUCUCCUAAAGAUUAUUCAACAAAAUACAGAUAUUAAUUUCUUUUAAAUUGUUUCAAAGCGAGCUCAAGAAUACUUAUAUGUGAAAGGAAUAUAUUAAAAAAAGGCUUUGUUUUAAUAUGUGUGAGGGACUACACCAAAAUCUCUUUCUACAUAUUUCACAAAAGUAUGGUUUUCUACCAGUGUCUCUUAGAGUAGGCUGCCUCAAAUUGCCUAAUUUUGACAAAUUAUUUUCACAUUGGACAAGAGUAUUGUGUUCUGCCAAAGCAUUCAUGUUUUUUUGAGGUACAUGUUCUAUGAUUUUUUCGACAUUUCCCGCGCAAGUAUUGUUUAUUCCCAAUGGAAAAGGACGCAAAAUCAGCCAAACUUGAUCUCCGACGACCUUAGUAUUGAAAUGUGAAGAGUUGUCAAGACAAACUGUCAGUAUUAUGUCUGUUGUUCAAACAUUAUGUUUGUGUUCACCCCAGAAAAAGGUUCCAAAUUUCGUUUUCAAAUUUAUUUAAAUUUGAUGUCUCUGGUAUCUCUAAGAUUCUACAAAAAUAAACUGUGGCAAAAUGUCUCAAUAAUAUGUAUAUGGAAUGUAUGUUCAAAAAACUUAAUUUUAAGAAUGCAAAUGAGAUAGAAUCACAUACCAGGUGAAUGAAUGAAUAUUUCUGCAAAGAUAAGUUUGGCAUUUUGUGAUUAUUCUUAUAUUUCGGAUUGUCGAAGUUGUCAGUAUUAAAAAAUCUGUCAUCAUGAAUGUUCAUAUUUGAAUUACUUGUCUAUUCUGGCAGAUUUCAAUAUAAUAUUUAUGAUUUAAGGUAAAUUCAUCCAUAUUCAGAAACGUGGACACGGACAGUGGGAUAAACUAUAAAAAGGUUUAUUAGUUUCAAUUCUUUAUGAAAUAGCCAUUCAGAAUUUAAAUUGGAGAAUAUUUUUAAGAUAACUACUAUGAACAUAUAAAUUCUGAAUUCAUCGAAUAUUCACUUUUACUUGUAUAAUUUAAAAUGUGGCAUCAUCCUUGUUUCAUCAGAAAGGUUUUGGGCGAUAUAUUUGAUUACUGACUAGUUUAUUUUCUGUUUCUGCUGAAUUUCUGUGCUUAUGAAACCCAAUUUUUCCAUAUGUUUAUAUUUUAAAUUUAUGUAGAAACAUUAGGUAAAGGCAUAGGUUUCUGACUCUGGAAUGACUCCUAGGGUAACAAACCGGACAGUCGAAAUGCCUAAUCUCGAAAAAGUUAAUUAUUUGCAUAUGCUAAUUAAGAACCUCACAGUAGAAGUAAAGUCGACUGAGUCAAUGUGUUAAUUAUGUAUGAUGCGAUUAAAAUUUAUUUCUCGUUUUGAAUAUGAUGUCCAUGCUAUUUUUUUGGUUGGAUAUAAAGUUUAUGUAUUGUCUCAUUCAACACUCACUCUUACCACCAGUGUUGGAAGAAAGUCCCAAAACUUCGCAGGUCAUGGGUCGUCUGAGUCGAUCACUGAGCUAUGUUUCACUGAUGGUUAGUUGGAAGUUUGGGACCAAUUCAUUUAAUUCGGAUGACUUUAAUCACUGUUCAGGUGGAAGCUGACCUCUAUGACCGUAUGAUCAUAUCACUCCCUCCUGUCCAUACCAAAACAAUUUUAUUGCUGUUGCUAUCUUAUUGAUGACUGUAUUUUUUGGACAAAAUAAUAUUCUCUCUCUCGCUGUUAUAUCGUGACUUGAAACAGAACUGUGCCAAUUGGGCCUCUCUUUUUCGAUUGACUAAAUAAUAAAUCUCUCGCUCUUAUAGGGUGACUCGAGUCAAUGAAUCGAGCUACUACAAUACUGCUCUUUUCUAUUUAUGCAUCAUCUACUUGCAAUUUUGUGAAAUAAAUACCACUUUACACCAGUCUA
Messenger RNA from Styela clava, 2349 nucleotides. Its product is annotated as thioredoxin-like protein 4A. The record is from RefSeq and is a predicted model, not a curated record. Lineage: Eukaryota; Metazoa; Chordata; Ascidiacea; Stolidobranchia; Styelidae. Gene Ontology annotation, biological process: mRNA splicing, via spliceosome. Gene Ontology annotation, cellular component: U5 snRNP; spliceosomal complex; U4/U6 x U5 tri-snRNP complex.